Molecule: messenger RNA, 648 nt
Organism: Hibiscus syriacus
Lineage: Eukaryota; Viridiplantae; Streptophyta; Magnoliopsida; Malvales; Malvaceae
Exons: 3
Coding region: 33-413 (126 amino acids)
Source: RefSeq, a predicted model, not a curated record
CUUCACAACCAGCAACAUCAACUGAUCUUACGAUGAAUACCUUCAGCCGACAAAAGUUUCGCCUUGCCUUUCCUUUUAGUAAACACCAUUGUCGCAUUUCCCUCAACCGGAGAGGGAAGUCGAGAACCCUUCGCCGGCGUAUGAAGUGGCUGCGAUCGGAGAUGGAAGAAAUAAGUCAGGAACAAGGAAAGAUCAAAGAAGGGCAAAGACAAGUGAGAGAAAAAUUUGAAGCCGUGGAAAUGGAAUGCGAGCAGCUUCGAGGGGAGACUAACGUCAUAAUGCAGCAGAGCAUGAGCACCCAGCUCCGCCUUACUUUCAUGUUCCAAAUUUUAAAAGCCAGAGAAAACCAAGACUUCAGCCAAGCCGCUCAACUCACUGCCGCUCUCCGCGAGAUAGCGAGAGAGAAUCAGUAGAAAGCAUGAAGCAGUAAGAAAUAUCUGAAUAAAAGGCAAAGGGUGGUGAAGAGGAGUAGCUCUUUCUAUCAUGUUAACUGAUAAUUAAUCAUUUUAUGUACGUCGUUCACGUCAAUGUGGUCAAUGUUAUUCUUCUAAUUCUGGUUUUAGCCUUUCGUGUAUGAGUUUGAAUUCUAUGUAUGUGGUGUACGAGUGAUUUUCCAAUAAGUUGUAUUGUAUGAUAUCCUAUUCUGUU